Molecule: messenger RNA, 695 nt
Organism: Trifolium pratense (red clover)
Lineage: Eukaryota; Viridiplantae; Streptophyta; Magnoliopsida; Fabales; Fabaceae
Product: beta-galactosidase 5-like
Exons: 8
Coding region: 207-695 (162 amino acids)
Biological process (GO): carbohydrate metabolic process
Cellular component (GO): cell wall; vacuole
Molecular function (GO): beta-galactosidase activity
Source: RefSeq, a predicted model, not a curated record
AUUUCCCUUCCUCUUUCUCACUCAAAAAUCCUUCAAAUCCGCUGCACUCAUCUUCGUUCGUUCAGAUUCAGAUCCGUUCUCUGAUUUCACCUUCAUUCAACCUUCUCCUCGGAUUCUUUCAACCUUCAACUUCAAUCUUCAAAAUCCAGGCAGAGGCACAUGGUGCUAAGACAUGUAUUGGAAGUUGCCUUUCCUUAUUGUUUAUCAUGAUGUGGGAAGAUCUAAUUCGUAAGGCCAAACAUGGUGGUCUUGAUGUUAUUGACACUUAUGUCUUCUGGGAUGUUCAUGAACCAUCUCCUCACAAUUACAAUUUUGAAGGAAGAUAUGAUCUAGUAAGGUUUAUUAAGACAGUGCAAAAAGUGGGGCUUUACGCCAAUCUUCGCAUUGGACCUUAUGUUUGUGCUGAGUGGAAUUUUGGGGGAAUUCCUGUUUGGUUGAAGUUUGUUCCUGGCAUAAGCUUCAGAACAGAUAAUGGGCCUUUCAAGGAAGCUAUGCAAGGUUUUACUCAGAAGAUUGUUCAAAUGAUGAAGAAUGAAAAGUUGUUUCAAUCUCAGGGUGGUCCAAUCAUUUUUUCUCAGAUUGAGAACGAAUACGGACCAGAGAGUAGGGCAACGGGAGCUGCUGGUCAUGCAUACAUAAACUGGGCUGCUAAUAUGGCUGUUGGAUUGAAAACAGGAGUCCCUUGUAUUAUCUAG